AGCGCGUCGGCUGCGCCGCGCUGCUGGUGGAGCUCAACAGCCUGACCUCGGCACUGCGACCCGAGGCGCCCUCCUCCUCGUUCUUCUGCGCGCCGAACCUGGCGCCGGCGCUGGAGAUGGUGGCCAAGCUGGACCAGCUGAGCCCCGAGCAGCUGCGCGGGCGACCCUCACAGGUGUUCCGCGGCCGCUCGGGCUACUACUGCCGGUUCUCGGACCGCGUCAUCGACACCGUCCUGGAAAGCACGGCGUUCGUGUUCCCGAAGCUGCUGCCGACCAGCGCACCCCACCUGCGGCCCAAGAACUGCGUCACGCCGGGUCGCGAGUUCACCAUCUUCCGCGAGCUGGACCAGCUGAUCGCCAUGGGGCUGGAGCAAUUCACGCCGUACGCCAACGCGAUGCGGCCGGCCGACCGCAGGCGGGUGGCGCCGGUCGCCGCCGCCUGCCGCUACAUGGCGCGCUAUAUGCUGCCGCUGACGACAGCCCAGCUGCAGGCGCGGAUGCGGUACGUGCGCAACAGGAACCUGUCCGACAACCCGAUCAUGGUGUUCCUGGACCGCCGACGCGCGCCGCCGGUGCUCCGCGACACGACGCUGCCCGAGUACCCGCUGACGCCGCUCAUCAGCCGGCCACGCCAGCUCGACGAGCCGUGGUCGUCGCUGGUGCACCGCGGCAACGCCUUCUUCAAGGCGCGCGGCCUCAGGAAGGGCAAGCUGGUGUGGCUUAAGAAGAACGAGGAGCUGAAGAAGCGGAUGGAGGCGGAGCGCCGCGCUAGGAUGCCGCCGCCGCCGCCCGAGAAGAAGCGCAACGAGCCGCGUCCGCGUGUCAGUCGGCAGCAGACGCAGGUGUGGAUCGAAGAUGCGCGCCGGGUGCGCUGCAACCUGCGGCGCGCGCGUCCGAUGAAGGUGGCCAUCUCGGGCGUGGGGCCGGUGCGCGCCGACGACCGGGCCCAGCUGCUGGCCGGCGGCGGCUGCGACCCGCACGGCACGGUCGACGAGUCGGGCGAAUGGAGCGGGUGCGAAGGACGGGGUGGGCAGGACGAGCUGACUGAACGGGGUGAGCGGAGUGAGCGCGGCGGACAGGCCGACUGGGAUGAGCAGGACGACUGUGAUCAACACCACGUGCGGAGUGAACAGGACAGACAGGAGAAGUCGAACGAGUCGGACGAUUCCGACGGAGCAUUCGAGUCGGCGCGCGAGCCGGCUGCGGGGCCAGACAUCCUGGCCAUGUGCAUACCCGAGAUCACGGGCGAGCGUCCCUGCCGCCCACGGCGUGCCGAGGUCAAGGUGGAGCGCCUGGCCGCGGCCGCGGACAUCGACGGGCGCGUGAUACGGACGUCUGCGCUGCUGGCGACGGCGGACGCCGACGCUCCCGGCCCCACAGAGCGGCCGGCCACCGACUCCGACGCUGCGGACCGACCGGGAGACGGCGCCGUCUCGGAGAUGGCCAUGGCACGGCCGCCGGCCGCCCGGCGCACCGGCGUCGUGGCGCCCACUCCGGACGACAGCCGCCUCUUCAAGCAGCCGUUCACGCCGCACAAGCUGCGCCGGCCGCCGGCCGCCGCCGCCGUGAUCACCGUCUGCCCGGUCACGACCACCGUGACGGGCGCGGCGACAACGGCAGGGAGCAACGCUCCGCUGUCUGAUAUGAUGGCGCCGGCGCUGCUGACGCCACGACGCGGUUCGCCCGACCCGCUCGUGUUUGGCUUCCCCACGCCGGCCUGUGAGCGCUCGCCGUCGGAGAGCGGCGACCUGCGCACUCCGCCGCCCCCGCCCGGUCUGCUGGAGACGCCACUGGUGCGGAACUCGCCGCCGGUCUCGCCGCGCACCCCCAGCGGCGUGCGCACGCGGAGCGAGACAGGCGGUCCGACAACGGGCCGUCCGUCGGAGCCGGUGCCGGACGCCACGUCGGCGCGGGAAGAGGACGGCACGCCGCAGGCAGAGGAGGUGAGUUUCCGGUGGCGGUGA
Messenger RNA from Pollicipes pollicipes, 1964 nucleotides. RefSeq lists its product as uncharacterized. NCBI's taxonomy places the organism in Eukaryota, Metazoa, Arthropoda, Thecostraca, Pollicipedomorpha, Pollicipedidae. The transcript is spliced from 6 exons. Bases 117 to 1964 code for a protein of 615 amino acids. The record is from RefSeq and is a predicted model, not a curated record.